AUGUUCCCUUGGGGCAACAUGACUUGGGAGCAAAUGUGUCAAAUGCAGCAGCAGCAAAUGAUGAUGAUGAUGGGUAAUCAGAGUUUGCCCCAGUCAUUCCUCCCGGGCGGGAAUGAAGCAAGGCCGCCGAAGCGGCCUGUGUCUGAGCCAGUCCAUGCAAGCAAGAAAGCCAAGGGUGACGAGGACUCAGCCGAUGACAGUCAGCAGGACGCUGGUUGUUCUCCUGAAUCCCCUCGCACACCACCGUCUCAACAUGAAUCCACUUCUCCUGAUGCCAAGGAACUCACCCCCCCAAUGAUUCGGAAGCUUCUUUCGAUAGCGUCUGACGGGGAGAACCUGUCCAAGUCGGAAGCCUCAGCUAGGUUGACUGAGUUGGCGAAGCAAGCAGAGCAACGAAGUGUCUCUGCAUGCGGCAAGCCUACUUUGCCGGCUACGACCUUAGCAAAUCAAGCAGAGGUUGGGGAUCCUUUCUUCAAGGUUCAGCAAGCGGCAGAGGCCAGGAAGGCUAUCCAAGCCUUGACUGCCGCCAUUGCUGAUACCGCAAAGAAAGCUUCAGGCGGUCAGCAGUCUGUGCAGAUGCACGUGAGAUUCGUGCAUCCUGUGGGUAGUGCAGCGCAACUUAGGGCAAAGAUUGAGGCAUUCAACGGGGCUCCGGGUCCUAAAGUGGCAGUACAGCCAUUGGACGCUGAGUCAUGGAUGAAGCCUUCGGCCUCAUUGUGGUUUGCGGAGAAGAAGGGUGACGCUCGGAAUUGUGUCUUUAGACUGAACAUCCCGAACGAGGGCUCGUCCCGUAAGCCGCAGAGCAUCUCUUUUCAAGUCGCUGUAGGGAGCCGCGAGUUGACAGUGAAGUCCUCUAGGGCUCUGUGCUCGAAAUUUGCCGGCAACCUUGUUAUGCAGUUUGGCCCGCACUCGGCUAUUAGUGUACCAAAGGUUGCAGCUGUAGGUCUUGAUCUUGAUGCGUUCUGGGGCACAAGGACCUGA
Symbiodinium natans is the source of this 981-nucleotide messenger RNA. The record is from the annotation of a GenBank genome assembly. NCBI's taxonomy places the organism in Eukaryota, Dinophyceae, Suessiales, Symbiodiniaceae.